This is a messenger RNA of Scheffersomyces coipomensis, 585 nucleotides long. RefSeq lists its product as uncharacterized. The transcript has a single exon. The record is from RefSeq and is a predicted model, not a curated record. Lineage: Eukaryota; Fungi; Ascomycota; Pichiomycetes; Serinales; Debaryomycetaceae. Bases 1 to 585 code for a protein of 194 amino acids. Gene Ontology annotation, cellular component: dynactin complex.
AUGUCAUCAGAUUUCAUAGAAACAGCAACUCAUAAUCGAAUAUCUAAAAACUCACAUAUAUCUGGGUCAGAUCAAAUAUUAAUCAGUGGUCAUUCAACUAUUCAUCCUCAAGUAACUUUAAAAGGUGAUGUUCAACUCUUGACCAAAUCAAAUACAACUAUCCUGUUGGGUAAAUACUGUUACUUGAAACCCCAUUGUUCAAUCAUACCUCCCAUAGUUAAACAAUCAUCUUCGUCGUCAUCUUCACCAUCAUCGGUUGCUUCAAAUGAAUCAGAUCAAACUUGGUAUGGUCCAAGUAAUAUUGGUGCAUACACUAUCAUAGGAUCAAAUUCAAUUAUAAAACUGGCUAACAUUGGCAAUAGAGUGAUAAUUGAAGAUAAUUGUGUGUUAAAUAAUCUUUCCAUCAUUUAUGAUUGUUGUAUUAUAAGAGAAAAUACUAUCAUACCGGAAAAUGUUGUCAUACCUCCAUAUAGUGAAGUUAAAGGUAUACCAGGUAAGGAUUUUUGUAUAACUAACUUAAAUUCAAGUUACAAAUCGUUAAUUGAAUCAGAAGCUAAACAACUACAAAUCUUAGGUACCGUGUAA